AUGUCAUCUUUAUCUGCGGGUCGAUUGCUUUUUGAGCAGAUUUACGACGUAAUCGGUCUUCUCAUAUCCAAGACGAACGUUGCUCAAUGGAUCGGGCCUUCCCACCCAUCCCGGCAGACUGUGACAGAGAAGAGCCAAGAACCAAACCAUGGAGUGACGAAGAACCAGUACGAGGCUUUAAUGAAUGAAUUCUUGCAAUCUGCCGGUGUGAAAUCAAAACAUGAGCAAAAGCCUAGCGACUGUCUUGAGACCGCCAUAUUUGCGAGGAUCGAGCCCGUGACACCAGAUAAGCGUUUAGCUAAAGCCGCCACAAAGGUCGGGGCGUUGGUUGCUCUUUACUUUUAUCCAGCACAUGGAGAGAAGGAGCUGUUUCUGAUUGGACUUUAUACGGCCUGUUUCUUGGUCGUUGAGGACUCCGGUCAUUUGAUGAUUGAUGAUCUCGCACGGUUCCGACAGCGCAUGAUGACUGGCGAGAAACAGCCUGAACUUUUCGAAUUGAUGAAAUGGCUCUUUGUUGAGUUCGAUCAAUGCUUUCCCACACUCUGUGCCAACAAGCUGUUUACUGGCAUCCUCAACGCGUGGUCAAUCUUCGAAGUCGAAUAUGACCAGUCUCCAGGUACCGCAUUGAUUGUUGCGAGUGCAUCGCCCUUGUUUCCCAAAUACUUCCGCAAUAUGACGGGCAGCUCGGAGGCCUACGUGUACUUUCUCUUGACCAAGCAAGAGUUUAGUAUGUCACGAACGAAGAAAUUGUUGCAUGCUGUUCCCGAGCUGCUCAAUGUCACUGACGAGCUGAAUGAUCUGUUCUCUUUUUACAAAGAGUCAGUGGUUGAUAUUGAAAGAGCGGGUGACAUCGAGCGAGAUAACUUUGUAUAUCAAGAAGCCUGUGUGAAAGGGAUUCCAGUGAUUGAUGUUUUGCAAUCUCUAGCGCGUCAGAUCCACCAACGACAAGCGGCGGUUGACCAUAUCUUGAAGGAUGAUGCGCAGUUAAAACGUCUGGCGCGAGAGUACAUGGUUGGGCAGAUGAAGUUCUACCUAAUAUCGGAACGCUAUCGACUGUCAGAGUUGGAGUUGGUCUAG
Penicillium concentricum is the source of this 1077-nucleotide messenger RNA. RefSeq lists its product as uncharacterized. Gene Ontology annotation, molecular function: carbon-oxygen lyase activity, acting on phosphates. The record is from RefSeq and is a predicted model, not a curated record. Bases 1 to 1077 code for a protein of 358 amino acids. The transcript has a single exon. Lineage: Eukaryota; Fungi; Ascomycota; Eurotiomycetes; Eurotiales; Aspergillaceae.